Trifolium pratense (red clover) is the source of this 768-nucleotide messenger RNA. RefSeq lists its product as uncharacterized. The transcript has a single exon. NCBI's taxonomy places the organism in Eukaryota, Viridiplantae, Streptophyta, Magnoliopsida, Fabales, Fabaceae. The record is from RefSeq and is a predicted model, not a curated record. The coding region runs from base 1 to 768 and encodes 255 amino acids.
AUGGAACAUGCAUCUGGUAAGGGUAAGAAAUCAGUUAGGAGGGAAAGUGCGGAAGUGGAUGUUGUUAACAAACGGGCGCGACAUUCGUCGGCGGGUGAGUCGUCGUCUGAAAUUUUUCGAAUUAACCGCAUGCCUGCUUUUAUGCACCCUUAUAUUGAAGCAACCAUUGAUGUCGAGAGUGACGGUAAUUGCGGAUACCGUGUCCUUGCUUUGGACAACAAACAUUCUGAACAUGAUUUUCAGUUGAUUAAGGAUGACAUGCUUAACGAGUUGAAGUUGCACAGGGAUGAGUACCUAAAUAUAUAUGGGGGUGAGAAACGUUUGGCUUAUAUAACAGAGGCGCUCUUACCAUCUAAGAGAAAGACUAGGAGGCACGGUGUUGCAUUGAUGGAAAAAUGGUUCACGUUCCCGGAUAUGGGACACGUCGCAGCUUGUAUUCUAGAUAGAGCCGUUGUAAAUCUGACAAAAGACAGAGAUUGUCUGACAUUUUUCCCGCUGCGUGGCAGCCCACCGGAAGACCCUUCUUCGCAUAUUGUUUGUGUUGGUUCGAUUCCCGGGCAUUAUUUCCAUGUGAAGUUGAAAGACGGAUGCCUGAUACCUCCGACGUGUCCUCAGUGGAGGAACCAUUGUUCUCCGAAGGCUGCUGUAAGGGAGUCGUAUUUUUUGGAUCGCCGGACCAAGUUUCAAGAACUUAUGAAAGCGGAAACGGGUGACAAAAAAGCGAAUGUCGCAGGCGGUUCUACGAUUGACGAUCCCCUCGUGCUAUGA